AUGGACCCACACGCCAUAAACGCGAUGGGUAUGCAGGGCGGCAUGUCGAUGCCCAUGUCAAUGGCAAUGGCCGGUGCGAGCGGCGCCAAUCCGCAAGCUAUGGCUAUGGGCAUGAACGGUGGCAUGUCCAUGAACGCUUACGGUAUCCCUCAGCACCAGCAGCAACAGCAGCAGCAAAUGAUGAUGAGUAUGGGUCAGAUGAACCAGCUGAACAUGGGCUCUAUGGCCAUGAAAAUGAACCCGAAUGCUAUGAACCCUGCUAGUGCAGCACCGGGUAUGCAAGUGACGGGAGCGCAGGCUGGUACACCCGGCGCAGAUUGGCGCAUCCAGCUCACGCGUGAACACCGUGCAAACCUCAUUGCCAAGAUCUACAACGAGAUGGUCCGCGUGUCCGCUGACCCAGUGCCGGGUAUUAAGCUCUGGAUGAACGUGUCGUGGUACGAACUGACGCUCUACAAAGAAUCGCGCACGCAGGAGGAGUACAUUAACAAGAUCUUCACUCGCCUCAAGUCCUUACGCGCGCAACAGACGGACAUGAAUGCAGUGAUGGCGGCACAGACUCUGCCCAAUCAGGGCAUGCUGUCGAGACUGGACUUUUCAUACUACAAUACGCUGAACCUAAAUCAACGUGCUGGCGUACCCGGUGCUAAUGGAGGUCAGGUCGGAGGCUAUCCAGGACACCAGCAGUUUGGCGGCCCUGCUGCCCACCCGGGUACUCAGCAACCUCAGGCUGCCAAGCCAAUGUCGAUGGGUGCCGGAGGUAUGCCAGCAAACCCUGCACCUCCAAACGGAGCUAAUACUACACCACGGGCGGCUACCAACCCAGAGGGUAACGUUGCAGGCGUUCCCGGUGAUAUGACGGCAGAGUACUGGCGACAACAUGCAGCACUUAAGGCGAAGUAUCACGAUGAUGUCGAGAAGGUCCACAGUGCAUUUAAGAAGUAUGUAGAUCACAUGAAGGGCCACGACGAGACGGAGCAGAAGAAGAAGCUGCGAUAUCUUCUCAGCUAUGUGCAGCUGUGUGCGAGCAUUCUAAACGAGGACAAGACGGCGAAUCCACCGCGGAAGAUUGAAGAGCUGGACAAGGUGUAUAAGUACAUCGUAAAGAUUGUGAACCCAUAUUUAAAGAAGCUGCCGGCCCCAAUCCGGCUGGAGUGA
Molecule: messenger RNA, 1158 nt
Organism: Phytophthora infestans T30-4
Lineage: Eukaryota; Oomycota; Peronosporomycetes; Peronosporales; Peronosporaceae
Exons: 3
Coding region: 1-1158 (385 amino acids)
Source: RefSeq, a predicted model, not a curated record